AAGCACAUCUUGACCUUGUCCUUCCCACAACAACAAUGUCGGCCGGUGGCAUAGGCGGUCUGGGACGAAUAUCAAGGGUUUUGAACGGUCUCCAGUUAAUAGUAAACAGAAGUUCAUUGCAUCAUGCAACUAUCAGAACAUUUUAUCUACAGGCAGCAUGUGAAGCUACACACAAAAUUGAAAUGCCAUCUCUAUCACCUACAAUGACAUCAGGAACCAUUGUAAAAUGGACUAAGAAGGAAGGAGAAACUGUGUCCCCAGGGGAUGUUCUCUGCGAAAUUCAGACGGAUAAAGCUGUCGUUGGCUUUGAGUAUGAAGAGGAUGGUGUUCUAGCCAAGAUACUUAAGGGAGAUAACUCAAAAGAUGUCCCUAUUGGAGCAAUCAUCGCCCUCAUUGUGGACCCAGGGGAUGACUGGAAGAAUGUGCAGAUCCCCGCAGAUAUAAUGGGAAGCUCACCCCCAGAAAAAGCAGCCCCUGCACCACCUUCACAAAAGCCAUCAGCAUCAGUACCGCCAUCACAAGUUUCGGCAGCAUCCGCACCGCCAUCACAAGUUUCGGCAGCAUCACCAAGAAGUGCAAAGGCCACAGAACUUGUAGAAUGGCACCUUAUUGCUCCAUCUGCUAAGCUGCUGCUUCACGACUACAAUGUAAAUGUUAAGGAUGUGACAAGAACAGGGCCUGGAGGAACUCUUCUUAAACUAGAUGUUUUGAACUAUAUCAACUCCAAAGGCCUGAAGAAAGCCAGCCACAAGGAGAAAACUGCGCCACCUUCACCUCUGCAGAAGGCAGAGCAAGAACCACUUAUAGGUACAUUGGUGGUACCCUCUGUAGAUAUACCUCUUACAAACAUGCGUAAUGUCAUCGCAAAACGUCUCACACAAUCUAAAACCACCAUACCUCAUGCAUAUGCUACUAUUGAUUGCUCCAUGAAGGCUGUCACAAAGCUUCGAAAAGAUCUUGCAGGUAAUGGGGUCAAGGUGUCUGUUAAUGACUUCAUCAUCAAGGCAGCAGGCUUUGCAUUGAAGGACUCGCCAGAGGUUAACAGCACCUGGGAAGCAGAUGCUCCAAACCUUGCCACAUCAGUUGAUAUUUCAGUUGCUGUGGCAACUCAAGAAGGACUCAUUACACCCAUUGUCAAAAAUGUGCCUUCUCUUGGUUUGGCAGAAAUUGCUUCCACAAUAAAGGUUCUGGUAGAAAAGGCUCGAGAUGGCAAGCUAAAACCUGAAGAAUUUAUUGGUGGAAGUUUCAGCAUCUCUAACCUGGGCAUGUAUGGCAUCACGGAGUUCACAGCAGUUAUCAACCCUCCACAAGUGGCCAUUCUGGCUGUUGGUGCCACACGGCCAUGUCCUGGACUGGACCUUACCAUAGAUCCACGAAUGUCAGUCACUCUGUCCUAUGACCGUCGUGCCAUAAACGAGUUUGAGGCUACACAGUUUUUGGAGAAAUUUAAAAUGGCUGUGGAAAGUCCAGAACUUUUAGCUACAGGUACUGCUUCAAGAAGGGCUUCCAAGUAAAACUGUGAAAACACAGAAAGAGACUACUGAUUGAGAACCCUAACAGAAGAGGGUGCAAUUGACAGUCCUUGAGUGUGUGUGUCGUUUCCAACAGUCUGUAUGCCAGGUCAAAUCUGUUUAGUUGAUUGUUAUCAAGUUCCUAUGUUAUGUUAAUAGCUAGCGUUUGGCUUAUUGAAUAUAGGCCAUGCCUGUGUUCAAGCCUGUAUUGGACGUUUGAAUGACCCUUAUGAAUGACUUUUUGAAUGAUGAAGCUGUAGACAAGACUGCCAGCAGUGGUGUGCCACAGACAUCACAAAACAGAACACGUGCAUCCUUCUCUUACAAGCGGGGAUGAAAAAGGACUUUUAAAAAUCAGAAUUAAAUGAUAUUACAUUUACAGUUAAAUAAAGUGUUCAAUUUAUUUAAAUUAAAAAAGUUCAAGGAACAGUG
Messenger RNA from Pomacea canaliculata, 1943 nucleotides. Its product is annotated as pyruvate dehydrogenase protein X component, mitochondrial-like. The transcript has 11 exons. The record is from RefSeq and is a predicted model, not a curated record. NCBI's taxonomy places the organism in Eukaryota, Metazoa, Mollusca, Gastropoda, Architaenioglossa, Ampullariidae. Gene Ontology annotation, cellular component: pyruvate dehydrogenase complex; mitochondrion. Gene Ontology annotation, molecular function: acyltransferase activity. The coding region runs from base 36 to 1514 and encodes 492 amino acids. Gene Ontology annotation, biological process: pyruvate decarboxylation to acetyl-CoA.